AUGGUGGCGACGCCUGAAUCCGUAGGCCUAUCCUCAGAGGAGGAUCCACUGGAUUCCCCAGACGCCAUCCCCGAAGCAGAUGACCCAUUCUCGACCAUACAAGUAGGUGACCUCGGGGCCCCUGCAACUAAAGGAGACAUCCUGGGCCUCCUGAAACACCUGCAUACCUGGUUCCGCACAGAUAUAGCGCUGCUUCGCGAGGAGGUCAAGGCCGUAACAAACAGAGUGAAGGCCACAGAAGAGGAUAUUUCCUCCAUAGCACAACAACAAACGGGGGCAACGGAACAAAUACGACAACUCCAAGGCUCACACCAGGCCUUGCAGGCCAGAGUGGAUGCAAUGGACGACACUAGGAGACGUACCAACAUCAAGUCAGAGGCAUUACAGAAACCGUUAAUGACGGGGAGCUACCCCACUUUGUCCAGCGCCUUGUAUCGGAGAUUCUGUGUCCCAAGCAGGCAAAGAUCCUACAAGUGGACAGAAUACACAGACUCCCCAAGUCUCCCAGGGCACCGGCGGACGCACCCCGCGAUGUCCUCCUCCGAUUCCAGUCCCUCCAAGAUAAACAGUCUGUAA
This is a messenger RNA of Pelobates cultripes (western spadefoot toad), 576 nucleotides long. The record is from the annotation of a GenBank genome assembly. NCBI's taxonomy places the organism in Eukaryota, Metazoa, Chordata, Amphibia, Anura, Pelobatidae.